Molecule: messenger RNA, 447 nt
Organism: Paramecium primaurelia
Lineage: Eukaryota; Ciliophora; Oligohymenophorea; Peniculida; Parameciidae
Source: the annotation of a GenBank genome assembly
AUGAAUUCUCUUGAUCGACUUAAAUAGUAAUUCUAGAAAACAACGAGUUCAUUGUCAAAUUUCCAUAAGACAGCUGCUAAUCUAUAAAGAUAGGCAUAUUUUUAAGGAUAAUAUGAUAUUUUAGCACAAAUACUAUCAUAUCCAUCUAUGGAUGGACUGAUUGAAUGGUUAAGAAAAAAAAGUGAUGAAGUAUUACAAAUAUUAGAAAAGAACAGUGUGAGAUAUUAAAUAUCAAAGCAUCCUUUAUUAACAUCUGAGCCAGCUGCCCUUAAGAUGAAGACUACUUUUUUAAAAGAGCCUCAACCUUAAUAUAUUUAAUAACAACCAUAAAUGUAAAUGAAUCAAAAAUCAUUUGAAGAAGAAGAUGGCAAUACUUAUUAUAAAUAAAAUAAUAACCAAUAUGAUUAUAGGGAAAGAAGAUAAGAUUAAGAAUUUGGAAACUUUUGA